GGUUUCAAUUCUCCAUGCCCAUAAUGUCGAGCCGAGGAACAGACGAUGCGAGUGCAAGGAGGAGACUAGACGUGUUUAGAUUGAAGACGAAAUUGACAUCGGUGUGGCCAUCUGUACUUCCUCCUGAUUAGCCUUCACGUCUCCUUCAUAAAGUCUCAGUCAGUCACGUGUCAGUCUUUUUGAUUGAGGACAGGACUGGCAUGCGCGUGGAAUGUAAGAUCUUCAAUGCUUCAUCUCGAAGACGGUAAUGUUUUAGACUGCGACCCGCAAACAUCAUAUCAUAUCACAUCGCGUCGUUUCAUUGUUUUUAUGGAGAACAUGGAGAAGUUUCAGGGGAUCACCAGGGGAUUUAACUUGGUAGACUUUCGGGGUUUGAAAAGAAAUCUUCCCCGGUGAACGUUCUAUCCACAUCCAACAAUUCUCGAAAAUGGUCUGGGGGUUUGAAAUUUUCAAGCUCUUCCGGAUUAACUGCGGCCGAGCCGGUGUGCGCCCGCUCUAAUCACGUGUGAGGAAAUGGCACGCGAUUUACCGUGUGUUGCUAUCAAGCGCAAUUUGUUGUCGCGACGGAAGAAACAAGCAAAUAUCAAAACUUCGGGCAACCUUCACACAAAAUCCUCUUCAAUCUAUCGCUGCCCACAAGCGCACUAAGUUCAGUCGUCCACAGUGUCCAAUUAAUUCUCAAUAAGCCUCAACCAUCCAUCUCCGAGCCAUGGCGCCCGGGUUUUCCCAUCCAAGAGUUUCAAAGAAUUCGCAAAAUACACAAUUGAGUUACGAACUACCACAUCGCGUUCACACUACCAAGGUCUACCCGUUACCUUCGCCGAAUGGAUCAACAAUAAUUCUACAAGGCAACGAAACUGGAGUGAAAAUAAUAUGGAGGGGUGGCAGGCCUUUCAAAUUACAAAGAGAGAUAAACCCAAAGACCACACAAACCAACGGUGCGAACAAGGUUAUUUCUCUCGACUCAGAUGAGGAUGAACCUUCCAAACCACCUUUCGAAGAUAAGCCAGAAUUUGAAGACGAGGAAGAGGAAAUCGAUCCAAGGAGACCAUACCCGAGCAUUUUGCAGACUCUAGAUUUACAAUUUGGUACCGAUGUUCUUCACAUCAGCCUUCUGCCAAGCUCCACACUGAAAGCGGAUGGCACACACUGGCGCGGAAUUGAUCCAUUAAAACAAAAAAUUGUUUUCACUGCAGCUUGCGGUGACAAUACUGUUCGGCUAAUCACAUUACCUCUCACACCGCCGUCUCCCCUCAGCAAGGACCGUGAUGAACUUCGACUUACACCCUCGAUAGCAAAUGUCGGAAAUGGAAAAUGGGGAGAGACUAUGAUCAUUUUGACUGGUCACCAAAAGACUUCCGAUGGAAUAACUAUGACUGUUGAUUUUGAAGGAAAACAGACUUCCACGAAAGACGAUUCAAACACCGCGUUGGAAACACAAAUCAUAGUAGCUUCGCAUUCGAAAGAAAUCACUGGAUUAUUACAGCUAUGGCGCAUACCACUGCCAAUACCAUCUUCAUCGACCAUAGUGCCACCCUUCCAAUCGGUUUACAUGCCAUCUCCAGCCGUUAGCAUUUCAUUUAAUCCAUCAUUCUCAGAACAGCAUUCAAGUCAUUUACUUGUCGCCGAUAAUCUAGGCACUUGCCGAAUCUACAAUUAUAAACUUUUGGUUAAUCCUUCGGAAGAUCCUGAGAGCGCGAUUUCUGAGCAAGGAUCUUGGCUAAUUUCUUUAUAUCCCGGGUUCAAGAACAACAAAGCCGAUUCCCAAGCAUCUCAUAAGACUACUUACUCUGCAUUCGGUCGAAAAGCAAUUGUGGAUGCAAAAUGGGUAUACAGUGGCAAAGCAAUUCUUGUACUACUCAGUGACGGAGAAUGGGGUGUGUGGGAUAUGAAUGGCGUAGGACCAGGUGCAAAAAGAGGUGUUCUUGGUCAACAAUCCAUAAAAGGAGGUUCACGAUCAGAGUUCUCCCUUACAGGUUAUGUCGAAGGUGCAACCAAAUCUAACUCAAAAACAAUUGGCCCUCCACAAAUUGCCCAGUCGAAGUUUGCUCCCAUGACUCCUGGAACGCGUAAAACAACUGAUCUAUUCAGCAACAAGAUUCAUCCCACUGGUCCAGUCCGCGGAAACAUAUCAGUGCUUGAGAUACCAUCUGUGGCAUCGCAUUUGGCAUUUGAAGAAUCUAUCCUCUUCUGGUUGGGGGACUCUUACACCCUCAUUCCUUCCCUCUCAAAAUACUGGUCAGCCAAUCCUCGCAGAGGUCAAACUUCAACGAAUAUCUUCAACACGUCUCCCGGUUCCCGUCCCAUUAAAUUGGAACAUGUGGAUUUAUUGGGCGAACGUUGUAUUGGUAUUGAACAAGCUCCCAAGUCUUCAAUUUCAUUACAUACCAGGUCCGAGAUACCAUCCGAGAUUUUCAUAGUAGGUGAACAUAGGUUUAUCAUUUUUAUUGGAGGCAAAUCUAUAGCACCAAAACAAAAUCAGAAUGCAUAUGCAUUACAAUUGGUGCAAAGAGAGGAUGAAGAUGAGGAGAUGACGGAUGAUAGAAUGAUAGCGGUAGGAAGUGGUGAAUUGGAUGUUAAUGACAUUGAUAGAGCAUUAGCGAGGAUGGAAAAUAAAGACAGAUCAGGUGGAGGUUUAUUGUUUGGUGGAAAAGGAAAAUGGUAGUAUAUUUAUAAGGGAGGCUAACAGGAGAAGAUAUGAGAGGAUGAAGAGAAAGAUAGAUACCCCGUGAUGUUUGAUUGGGAAUAUAGUCGUAUUUCCAGUCUCCCUCUUUUUUUUCCAUCUGUUGUUUCUUUUUGCCCCUCGUUCACUUAUUCUUUAAUAUGAUUCUCGCCCUCGCUUAGUGAUGAACCCUUCUACACUUGGAUAUGAUCUCACCUCCUUUACGUACUCCAUUCCUCCCCACCACUUCCAAGUGCCAAAAUUUCAUACAAUUCAUCCAUCCCCCCACACCCCCUCCGCAAGGCAAGGUGGAGUACAAGGCGAGACCAUUCCUUGAAACUCUGUAAUCCAUGCGGUAUAUCAAACAACCCCUCGAAAUCAUAAGUCUCUUUCUUUCUUUCUUCGUCCUUUGGAUGAUGAUACAAAAAAGAAAAGAGAGCAAUCAUAUACUGGAACCUACUUUGACCUUUUCUUUAGGCGAAGUGUGGAGGUGUAUAAUUGUAGGUUGGAUCCUUCUACUCCGGUUUGUUCUUGUGCUUGUGCUGGCUUGUUGGUUGGCUACAUGCGUGGGUGGGCAACUCGGUGAUAUGGGAUCUGGACAUUCUUUUUUUUUUUCUGUUGGGGGGCUUUGAGGGGGAGAGUGAAGAGGUUUGAGGGUGAAGGAGAGGGAGAGGGAGAAAUGGAUGGAUGGAUGGAUGGUGGAGAGUAUGGGGGAGGUGGGAAGUGUGGUGAGUCAGUGGGGAAUUUAUAAUUUGUGUGUAGGAGAUGAAGACAGAGAUGGAGAUUAGAUGGAGGUCGGAUGGGAAAGAAAUAUAUAUCUUCUAAUUGAAUAAUAUAUGAUGUAUAUAUAUAUAUCAAAAACGUCUUGAAUUAUCCA
Botrytis cinerea B05.10 is the source of this 3539-nucleotide messenger RNA. RefSeq lists its product as hypothetical. The coding region runs from base 710 to 2665 and encodes 651 amino acids. The transcript has 2 exons. The record is from RefSeq and is a predicted model, not a curated record. Lineage: Eukaryota; Fungi; Ascomycota; Leotiomycetes; Helotiales; Sclerotiniaceae. Gene Ontology annotation, molecular function: protein binding.